AUGGUUUGCAAGCAACAAAGUACAUGUAUUGCCAAGAAAGGCACCUGCACAACAUCACAGUGUUCAGAAGUUGAGCUGGAGAUCACACAAGGCUGUACAGGUGAUGGGUGCAGGUGCUGCGCCCCUAAAAGUAUAGGCUGUCGACCUGAAAGUGUAUGUACCACUAAGAAAGGAACCUGCAAAUUAUCACAGUGUUCAGCUGAUGAGCUGGAGAUACCACAAGGCUGUACAGGUGAUGGGUGUAGGUGCUGCGCCCCUAAAAGUCCAGUGUGUCAGCCAGAGAGUACAUGUACCAGCAAGAAAGGCACUUGCAAGACAUUGCAGUGUUCAGCUGAUGAGCUGGAGAUCCCACAAGGCUGUACAGGCGACGGGUGUAGGUGCUGCGCCCCUAAAAGUCCAGUGUGUCAGCCAGAGAGUAUAUGUACCAGCAAAAAAGGCACCUGCAGGACAUUGCAGUGUUCUGCUGACGAGCUGGAGAUAACACAAGGCUGUACAGGCGACGGGUGUAGGUGCUGCGCCCCUAAAGGUCCAGUUUGCAAACAACAAAGUACAUGUAUUGCCAAGAAAGGCACCUGCACAACAUCAUGGUGUUCAGAAGAUGAGCUGGAGAUCACACAAGGCUGUACAGGCGACGGUUGCAGGUGCUGCGCCCCUAAAGGUCCAGAAAACUGCACCUACCCUAAUUCACCUCCCUUGCGUCAUAUUGCAGCAUGUCAACAACAAAUUUUAUGUACCAACAAGAAAGGCACCUGCACAACAUUACAGUGUUCAGCUGAUGAGCAGGAGAUCCCACAAAGUUGUACAGGUGACGGGUGCAGGUGCUGCGCCCCUAAAGGUUCAGUCUGUCAACAACAAAAAUUAUGUACCACCAAGAAAGGUAUUUGCAAAACAUCGCAGUGUUCAGCUGAUGAGCUAGAGAUCCCACACGGCUGUACAGGUGAUGGGUGUAGGUGCUGCGCCCCUAAAGGUCCAGGUGAGUAG
This is a messenger RNA of Procambarus clarkii (red swamp crayfish), 981 nucleotides long. Lineage: Eukaryota; Metazoa; Arthropoda; Malacostraca; Decapoda; Cambaridae. The record is from RefSeq and is a predicted model, not a curated record.